AUGACGACCCCUCCAGCCCUCUACAUCACCGGCCUGGGCCACCAGUCUCCCCCAUACCUCAUGACCCCCGAUCAAUUCGACCAACUCGCAGCGCGCUUCCACGAUACCGAGCGCCCAGGCCUCAAAAAACUCAUCCAAAUCAACCACACGACGGGAAUCGAAUCGCGCGCCUCGAUCCUCCCCUACACGACCGGCUUCGCCACGCAAUCGAUCCCACCCACCAUCACCGAAAUCGACCACUUCUUCCGCACCGCCGGCGUCGACCUCGCCGUCUCCGCAUGCAAACGCGCCCUCCGCGACGCGCGCACCCCGCCAACCAAAAUCACACACACCGUCGCCGUCACCGCCACGAACCAGGGCUGUCCCGGGUACGACCUGCUCGUGGCCAAGAAACUCGGGCUCCGCCUCUCGUCUUCGCCCGCCGCCGGCCCGGCGCUCGACAGAACCCUCCUCUCCGGUGUCGGCUGCGCAGGUGGGUUGUCGGUUCUGCGCGCCGCGGCUCAACUUGCCUGCGGCGCGAGUAUGCGCGGGAAGCCGGCGCGGAUCCUGGCGUUUGCGUGCGAGCUGUGUAUGCCGAAUGGAAGGCAUGAUCUGGCCGAGGUCGCGAGGGAGGGGGACCCCGAGGGGAUUAGUAUUGUCGCGGCGCUGUUUUCCGAUGCGGCGGGGGCGGUUGUGCUUUGUAAUGAGGUUGCGUUGGCGGAGGAUAGGGAGGGUAGUGGGAAUGGGAAUAGUGAGGAUGGUGAGGAUGACGAUGACGAUGAUGACGACGACGACGAGGGUGUGAGGCCGGUGUAUCGGUUGCUCGAAUGGGGGCAUGAUGUUAUCCCCGAUACAAUUGAGCACAUGGGAUUUUCGACCGAGGGGGAUGGCUACCACACUACGCUGACUCGCGCGGUACCUGGUCACGUCAAGCACGCGAUCGGUCCGAUCUUCGAGACCCUCCUCCCAUCCUACCAGAGGCAUGUGCAAGCAGAACAGCAGCUAACAAUCCACGACUUUGAUUUUGCCCUCCACCCCGGCGGAGAAGCCAUCAUCGACGGCGCAAAAGAAGUCCUCGGACUGACCGAGGACCAGAUCCAGGCCACGCGGGAGACGUAUCGGACGCGCGGGAACUCGUCGAGUCCGACAGUCUUGAUCCUGCUGGAUAAGCUGAGGUCAGUGGCAAACAGGAAGAGGGAGAAUGUGGUUGCGACCUCGUUUGGGCCGGGGAUGACGAUUGAGAUGGCGCUGUUGCGGAGGUGCGAGGUUGAUGAAGAUUGA
This is a messenger RNA of Aspergillus calidoustus, 1260 nucleotides long. The record is from the annotation of a GenBank genome assembly. NCBI's taxonomy places the organism in Eukaryota, Fungi, Ascomycota, Eurotiomycetes, Eurotiales, Aspergillaceae.